This is a messenger RNA of Trichobilharzia szidati, 3723 nucleotides long. The record is from the annotation of a GenBank genome assembly. NCBI's taxonomy places the organism in Eukaryota, Metazoa, Platyhelminthes, Trematoda, Strigeidida, Schistosomatidae.
AUGUUUCUCGCACUUUUAUUCAUUUUGAAAGUCUUACUUGAACCUACAAGCUGUGUUGAUUUUGUCUUUCCUUGUGGACAACCAAAAGUAUAUACUGGAUAUUUAUGGUCAAACUCAACAGUUGUCCACGUUGUACCAAGAAUUCAGGCCACAUCAGAGAAACUUAAUGACAAUUUCGGCAAAGCAUGUCGAUUUAAUGUUCAUAGCUCUGAAAACUUGCCUUUUUAUGUUGAGUUGCUUGAUAUGAAAUAUGGGUUUGCUGAACUACGUGUCGACCCAAAGAUAUCAUCAAACAUUAAAAAUACUUCAUCAUUCGUUUUGGAAAUAGAAGCGAUAGAUUGCAAUGAACAACCAAAUACAUCUCCACGAGUUCCAAUUCGUAUUCAAGUGAUAAAUCGACAUGGACCAGUCUUCGAUAAACCUCAUUAUAAUUUUAAAAUUGGUCAAAGAAGUCCAGUUGGCAGUAUUGUUGGUCAAAUUCAAGCAAUAGAAGAAGUUAGUCAAACCAAUGAUCACGUGAAUACAGCCAUUUGUGGUUAUCGUCUUGAACCUUUUGAUAGCCCAUUUGCUAUAAACAGUUACGGUGUUAUACGUGUACGUGAAACACUUUCAUCACUUGCACAAAGACCUUAUUCACUACAAGUUAUCGCUGAAGACUGUACUCGCCCUGUGCCUCAUAGAGCUUCAGUCGGCAUAACUAUUGAUCAAAUACUUGUCGAUUGUCGACCUGGAUGGAAAAAUAUACCAACCGAUAUUGAAUUUCUUGGCUCUGAAGAAAAACCAGAACGUCUAUUUCAACAUUCAAGUCUACAUCUAGAUACUUGUACUGGUCCAUGUUCUGAUCCAUUCAUAGAAGCUAGAUUAGAACUUAGAGCAGCUGUAAUAGGUCAGAAUUUGAUAACUGCCAGUCCACAAUCCUGCCGACAUGAUCCUGUUAGCAUAAGAAGGCAACAAAAAUUUUGUGGCUUGAAUCCGUCUACUAUUACAAAUUUACUUCCUGAUCCUGAAUAUGAUAUAGUCAAUCAACUGAUUGGUCCAGCGUUGGGUAAUUCACCACGUUUAAUUCCAUCACUACUUGCAUGGAGAUUUGAUGCAGCUUCGUCGACUGUCUGGGAAGUGGAUACAAGCCGUUUAUUUAAUCAUACAAAACAAUCAUUUAGUUGGGAUUCUGAUUUCACUAUAUCUUUUUGGCUUAGACGACAUAAGGCUAAUAACUAUUUAAAUAAAGCAAAUAUUGAAGAUCAUGAAGAAUCAAUAAUUUGUAGUCAUGAUGAUAUUGAACCUGAAUGGAGAUAUUUAUCUGUUAAUCUACGUGGAUGUCGAUUCAUAGUGAGGAUUAUGUCAUCUGCACCUGGAACAAAUGUAGAUGAUCCAAAAAAAUCUACAAUAUGGAUAUUUGAUCCAUUACCAGAGGAUAUUUGUUCACAGUCUACUGGACAUGAUGAUGGAAUUUGGCAUCAUUAUUCAAUUACAUUUAGUUCAUCGCCAUCAGCAGUUACAAAUGAUCCCAUAAGUAUAUUAAUCGAUGGUCAAGAUCUAGACAUUAAAGCUAUGCCUACAGAUUAUGAAUCUGUUCAGUCUACUUCAAAUCCUUUCAAAUAUCAAGGGAAACCAAGGCUAACAAUUGGAGCAUGUUAUGAUCCUCAAACACAUCUGACAAGGCAACAUUUAAACGGUGAUUUGACUGGUUUUACACUUCUACAAGAAAAGACUGAAUCACCAAAUUCCCUAAGAUGUAUUAGUCAGUGUGGUGAAGCUUUACUUAUUCCGAAUGUUUUACAGGUAUUAUGUCCAGAUAUUGAUAUACAUUUAGAAAAUGAUGUGAUUACUGUUAGUGGACAGAAUGUGAAUCACGUGAUCGAUGUGUUGACUUCAAUCGCUUAUGCUAGACCUCAACCAGGAAUUAGUGUCAAUUAUGUACCAAAUGUAGCACAAGCUCGUUUAUUAAGACUUUUAACAACAUACAGAUGUACUGGAGACCAGCAGUUCACUAUACCAACUGCAGAAAUUCGAUUGAAUGUUCUACCGAUGACAGUGACCGAUCUGCUAAAAUCAUCACAUCAUGAAAUUUCUGAUCAAAUCUCUCAAUCGCCUAAGGAUGCCUCAUUAUGGAUUCCGUCUAAUAUGCAUAUCCUUGAUCGUCCUAGUAUUUCACAGGCUGUAAUUGAAUCUCGAGCUAAUUAUGAUACAGAAACAAAACCGCUUCAACCUCCAUCAUUAAUAAUCCUUGGAUCAGAUAUUGUGACUACUGAACCACCAAUAAAUCCACCUGGUAUCCCUUUGUUUUCUGAUCUUCGUUUUGGCCUUCCAACAGAACAAGUUUCUGAUUCCUCUGGGCCUUCUGAAGCUGCUGCAAUUGUCCCAUUAGAUGAUUGUUUUGUAUGGCUUAUAUCAACUGGCAGUCCAAUCAGUUUAAAUAUAAGACCAAAAUUAUACGAAGAAUUUGGUGCACGUAUUGACUGGCCUAUAGAUGAAACUCAAUCUUAUCAGUUAAUUGGUAUGGCUGAUCGUAGUGGAAUACAGCUGAGAGGACGUAAACCUGCACUAAUCUAUGCUAAUCUCCUGCAUAAAUUCAGAUUUUGGCCACCUAAAAAUAUACGUUCAAUGAAGGCAAUUGAUGAAAAGACAGAAAUCAUUUAUAUGGCAAAUAUUGGUUUAGUAUGCAGUUUGGAUAGUGGAAAACAGACAACACCUGAAUUUGUUGUUAAAAUUGUUAUUCAAGGUAAAGAAGCGAAAACAGAAUCUCUUGUAAAUGAAAUGGGUGCAUUCAUUUCAAAUCAGACUUCUUCAUCGUCUAAUUCCAAUUUGGAUGCAGUACAUUAUGUCCUAUCGGAUCAAGAACGCAGAGACUCAGGAGAUAAAACUUUAAGUCGUCUACGUCCUAUCAAUCCAAGUGAAUAUAACAGUGAGACUACAGAUAAAAAGACGCAAUAUAAUUAUACUGGCUUGAUUGUUGGUUUAUCGAUCUCUGCAUUAAUACUAUGGUUGAUAAUUGGUGCAGCUGUCUGGUAUGUACGUAGAAAUCAACCAAGGACUAAUACUAAACCAACACGUCGUAGAAGAUUUGCAUCUCAGCCAGCUGAUUUUGGUGGUUCUAAUCUGAAAACAGAUCCAACGCUCAGAUUAACUGCUAAUCCUGUGAAUGAUCUACAGCUUAUGGGCAUGAAAACGAAUGUAAUUCGAAGUAUGGAAUAUCCAAAUCAUUCAACACCUGCACGAAAUCAGUGUAUCUAUUCACCACCAAUGACAGUGCACAGGACAAAUCCAUUCAAUAAUACGCAUAACAAUAUACCAUGUGAUGAGAUCAGUAAUUCAGUAUCACCAAUUCAUACACCAAGAUUAGCUGAUCUUGAAGAAUUCGAUGAUGAAAACUAUGAAUAUGAUGAUGAGUUGACAAGUAUGAAUCAUAUGAAUGAUAGCAAAUAUUGGAUCAUGGGACCAGCUACAGCAACAACAACAACAACCCCGAGUAAAUUCAUCAAAGAGUCUACAGUCGUCAAGUCACCGGCUAAUCAAGACCAACUUGGAAUGCCAAAAUUGUUACCGCCUAACGCCACAUAUAAAUCUGAUCGUUAUGAAUGGAUUGAUAAUGAAGCAGAAUCUAAUUGGCAUGAAGAAAUCCAUUCUUGUAAUGAUAAAGAGGAGUUGAAUCCAAAAGAAUUACUCGCUCAAACAAACAAUCAUGUAAAUCAAAACAGUAUUAAUCAGAUUGUUCAUGUGUAG